AUGGGGAACUGGAGCUGGAACUUUAACCCACCUGCGCUAAGCGCCGUUGAUUCCACGGCAUCAACAGACUCUGCGAGUUGGAAGACGGAACGCUCGCCCUCCUCGUACACCCUCCCCGGAUCAGUCGGUUCGACUGCACACACAAGGACGAUCCAUGUGCCAAUAGAUGUCACCAAUGCUCUGCAGUCGAAGGGCCUAUAUGCUGAUCAGCAAGGUAUCGUUCGCUGGAGGCACGAUAGCAUCCAGUCAGUGCAUCCGCGAAGAUGGCCAUUGAUCCGGAAGAUAUACGACUCUGCUGUUAUCUGCUUCAUGGAGUUCGUCAUGACGCUGAUCAGCAAUGCCGGUACUUCGAUUGCACCUGAAGCGAAAGACCAUCUAGGCAUCAGCAACGAGCUGGCGCUUUUCUGCUUCACCACGCUCUACUUGCUAGGCGAUGCACUUGGUGGUCUCCUGUUCCCGCCUCUGGCGGAGUCCUUUGGUGGUAGGACCCUGUAUGUGUCUGCUACCAUUGGAUUCAGUGCAGCAUGCCUUAUCCUCGGAGCAUGUCCCAACCUGCCGGUGAUCAUCGUCACCCGCUUCAUCAUGGGAUUCCUAUCUGCCAUGCCAGGAGUCGUCGGCGCCGGUAGCAUCGAGAACAUGUGGGACACCAAAGCCCGAGUCUGGCUCAUCCACAUAUGGAUCUGCUCAGCGGUUCUCGGUCUAGCUGUCGCGCCUCCCAUCACCACGAUCGUCAACGAGUCCCAUCUUGGCUGGCAUUGGAACUUCUACAUCGCCGCUGCAGUCACGGCAGGUAUUGCUGUCCUGUGUCUUGGCAUUGAAGAGUCUCGACCAUCACAACUGCUGAGGCAACAGGUCAAGGACAUCAAACACAAGACCAGUUUUCAAAGGCUGUCACUGGAUGAUAGCGACACUCCACCCGACUUCAGGACUUUCGUGCGGACAUCCCUCACACUCCCGAUACGACUCUUCUUCACAGAGCCCAUCGUGUUUCUCACGGCUAUUAUGGGAGCGACCGUCUACGGCGUUAUAUACCUCUUCUCAGCCGCACUCCCGGAUGUCUACGUCCGACAAUACGGCUUCUCAACGCUGCAGUCCUCGCUCGUAUCUCUCUCCAUCGGCGUCGGCGUGGCCUUUACAUUCCUCCCCAGAAUAUAUGACAUCCGCGUCGCAUGCCGAAAGAGUGCUCACGCGAUUCAACCAGAGGAUAAACUCAUGGGUUUCUUCAUCGCCGCUCCGGUCCUUGCCAUUGGACUUUGGUGGUUCGCGCUGACGGUUCCGCCACUCAUUCAUGGCGUUUUACCCUGGGCUUCUAUAGCGAGUCUGGUGCUGUUCGGAUAUGCGGUCGUGGAAUUCGAUAAUGUUCUCUCGGGAUAUCUCUGCGAUACGUAUGCGAGCCACGCAGCUAGUGCGAUUUCGCCGAUGAGUUUCCUGAGGGCGAUCCUGAGUGGUGUGUUCCCGCUCUUUGGGAGUCAGAUGUUUAGGAAUUUGGGGGCGAAUUAUGCUAUGUUCAUCCUCGCAGGCAUAGCGACGAUCUUCUGUGUUGUGGCUGUGCUGUUUAGAAUGUAUGGCAAGAGGAUUCGAGAGAGCAGUCCGAUGGCGGAGAAGACACGGAAUGCCAAUGCUGAGGUGCAUGUACAUGUGCCGAUGGCUGGCGUUUGA
This is a messenger RNA of Fulvia fulva, 1659 nucleotides long. RefSeq lists its product as uncharacterized. Bases 1 to 1659 code for a protein of 552 amino acids. Gene Ontology annotation, biological process: transmembrane transport. Gene Ontology annotation, molecular function: transmembrane transporter activity. Lineage: Eukaryota; Fungi; Ascomycota; Dothideomycetes; Mycosphaerellales; Mycosphaerellaceae. The record is from RefSeq and is a predicted model, not a curated record. The transcript has 3 exons.